CGUAAUAAAUACCAGAUGUCAGAAUCUAUGGAGGUCUUGAAUUCCUUCGACAAUUUCGUCUUUCUUGCUUUCUUACUGCAGUUACUGUAUUUUGCUAAUGGAAAAGAAAUUCUUACAAUAUUCAGAAAUCCUGGUAAUGGAGGACUUUGGACUGACUUGGAUCAGUUUAAACUUCCUGACUCGAAAUGUAGUAGCAGUAACACGUACUGCACAAACUGGAAAGCUCUACCUCUCGAUUCACAGCCUUGUCAUUGUGAAUGUUCCGAUUUUAAGAAAGCCACUUUUGGUUUCUACUUAGGAUCCUGGACAUGUCUGGAUAACACUGAAGUCAGAAAACAAACAGAGUGCAAAUACAAGUUCGAAUCCGAAGUUAUAGGAUACCCACUACGGAUCGUGGAGCAAGAUCAAUCAUACAACUUAAUCCUGCUUUCCAGACGAUGUUCAGUAGAAUCAAAAACAACGCGUUAUUUUACGUGUGAUGGCAGUUGGGCUACAAUCGAUUCGAAUUCGUGGUUUACAAUCACUCAAGAGGACAAAUUGAAAAGGCCUACUCGUUAUAGAUACAAGCUAACGAUCGGGUCUGACGUUGAUGAUGUUUUACAGGGAAGAAUAAUCAGUCUGAAUAUUAAUUGCACAAAACGAGAAACAUCCUGUCUCUUAUUCAAGCUCGAAGGAACUAUAGAUUGUGCUGAAAACGUCACAUUCGCGACAACUGCAAAACCAUCAUCACCUACAAGAAUAGCGUCUGACAAAAUACCGAUAACAGCAACAGCAACAGCAACAGUAUCAGCAGUUCCAAAUGCCACAGCAAUUCCAAAUGAAAGUGGGAAAAAAGAGAAAUCGAAAGCAAGUGGAGGUUCGUCGACUGUGGUUGGCAUCGUGGUUACCCUGAUGAUCAUUCUUGUCAUAGCGAUAUUGAUAGUUGUAUACGUGUACCUCAAGCGAAAAAGGGGUGAAGCGGUAUGGCUCGUAGAUUAUAUCUCUUCCCGCCGCGUCAGGAAAACAAAAUCAACACAAGCGAAGAAGAAGACGGUGGAUGAAGACCCUGUCUAUGCUGAGAUCCCUGAAGAACAACGUAACAUGAACGCACCAGUUGAUCAGGCAGGAGGUAUAUAUAGCUACGCAUUUGACGACCCACAGACAGCAUAUAUAGCACCCCAACCAGCUCCAUAUAAUAGACUGGAGCACAAACAACAAGGGCUUAAUCAGGAAGGGGCAUUAUACUCCACUGCAGAUGAUGGUCCCGUGUAUAAUUUCCUUGAACGUCCCCUUGCUGAAAACAAUAUUAUUAUGGCGCCAGAGAAUACCGUGAAUGAGGGACCUCCGUCUCAGGUCCUCGAGCCAGAGUAUCUAGUCCUUGAGGAGCCCGAUACAACAAGCGUAAACACGGACGUAUGAGCGCCUCGAUUGGGAAAGCCAAUCCUAACGGACCUCAAGCUGUCAUGUGACUCCAAAGAAGAGGAAAGCUUUCGAGUCAACAAAGAAGAAUACGAUCGUCAAAGUAGUUUGCAUUGACACUAAAAAACGGAGAUCAUCUUUUUCGGAAAUGAAACUAAAAAACAACCAGGAUAAAAGCAAACUAGGAUAAAUGGUUGAUAAAAUAUUGUAAAGAAAACCUUUAAAAAUACUUAGCUUUACUGGACUUUGAUUUGACGGAGUAGGAAAUAGUUUCCUCGGCAGCCGUUUUCGACCCGAUACGAAAAACGGUUGCUGAUGAGUCUAAGUUGAAAAGGAAUAAUUCUUAACGGGGCACCUGGAUGAAAACGCCCCAAUUUUUCAAAGUCCGAAUAAUUGAAGUAUUUGCGGAUAAUUUGACUCAAUUAUGAUUAUGUAAACCAGAUUAGUCAAAAUUUUCGCCUGGGAGCCACUUGCAUUUGAGAAAUUUUGGGUUAAAAGAAAAGAACAAUAUAGGGUUGAGUAAAUGACGUCACUGAUUUACUCACAGUUUAUCAUGCUGCAUAAAAUUAAUAACUUUUAUCCGACACAUUUUGCUGUGAAGAAAAUAUGUUGCUUGGCUACUAUUGGGGUCAUACAGAUACGUUUAACUAAGUUUAAAGUCAUUUCCAAUUUUUAUCCAUUUUCAUCCAAAUGCCCCUAAUUUAAACAUAACGCCGCAGUCCAAACUAGAUUAUCCUACUCGCUACGUAUUUGUAUAUUUGUGCAUUUCUUAUUAAUGGCUGGUUUACUGAUUCAGCUAGCAACGGAAUCGAAAUCAGAAACAGCUUAUGACGGAGUUAAAAACAAAAUUAAAAAAAGGAUUCGUGAUCGGAGUCCAAUGGUCGUCGGAAUCGGAAGGUUUCCUUUUUUGGCUUAUGACGACUUUCAGUAUCAGGUCAUGUGACUUAUUCCCUAAAAAGAGAAGCUGUGUCAACUGGUUAAAAUUAGCAUCAGAAAUGAAAAGAGAAACUCGACACCAGAUAUUAGGAGGAAGGUGGAGUUUCCGCUCAUAACAAGCGAAAGCUAUUUAUAUAAGCAUUUUACAGCAUUUUCCCUAUACAAAUUAGUGCUUGCUAUUUACUUUUAUUGCAAACGUGRACCAACUUUAAUAAAAGAAUGAGACCUCGGACACCGUG
This is a messenger RNA of Actinia tenebrosa (Australian red waratah sea anemone), 2573 nucleotides long. RefSeq lists its product as uncharacterized. Lineage: Eukaryota; Metazoa; Cnidaria; Anthozoa; Actiniaria; Actiniidae. The record is from RefSeq and is a predicted model, not a curated record.